AUGUAUCCUCGUCCAACGCGCGACCUGCAGAUACCACGUCAGACUCUGAGCACGCGGCCGCCCGUCUUCGUGCUGGAAGGCGGAGAUCCGGUAGACAGGGCGAUACACUACAGCGUGACGGAGACGCAGAGCAGCCAGGCCCGGGGCGAGGCUCGGGUGCGCGUGCCCUUCAUAUCCGCGGCCAACGAGCGACGGCCGGGGGGCGACUGGGAGACGGGAUCUUCGGGUUACGAAGAGAAGCUGUGCCGGCGGAGCAACCUGUGGGCGACGCUGAACACGCCCUGGCCUGGCACGGGGCCGUCGAGCGGCGGCGGCGGCGGCGGCGGCGGCGGCGGCAGCGGCAGCGGCAGCAAUUACCCGAUCCCGCCGCAGGGGGGGAUCCUGUCCAACUCGGUGGUGGUGUACCGGGGCCCUCAUGACGGCUACGAGAGGCUGGACGGGUGGUACGACCUGCCCGUGGUGUCGGUGCCGCCGACGCGGUGGCCGAAGCUCCGCGACAACGGGACGAGGUACUCGUUCGCCCAGGAGCGCGACAUGAUGCGUGAGAAGAUGCGCGCCGCCCUGGGCAUAUGCCUGUACAACAACUAUCCGCGCGUGGUGAUUGGGGAUUUCGGCCUGGGCAACAGCUACCGCAACCCGCCGCGCGAGGUGGCCGAGAUGUGGCGCGACCUGUUCCUCUUUGACCCGGACAUCCGCGGCCAGUUCCACUACGUCGUCUUCGUCUUCGACGACGCUCACCGGAGCACAUCCCACCUCAUACGGGACGAGAUGUACAAGAAGGAGAGCAAACGUGGGGGGGGCCGUGCUUCCGUCGCCUCAGCAGGAGCAGCAGCAGCAGCCAGGAUCCCUCAUCAUCAUCAUCCAACCGAGGACUGUCAUGGCAUCACACGAGAACACGGGGGUCUACCUACCGAUCUGGCCAUCUUUGAAGAGAUUUUCGAUCCUAGAGAAGUGCAGAGGGUGUUGAGUCAGCCUGAUCCACGGUAUGGGUUGGCCAUGAUAACAUCUUGA
Geosmithia morbida is the source of this 1011-nucleotide messenger RNA. RefSeq lists its product as uncharacterized. Lineage: Eukaryota; Fungi; Ascomycota; Sordariomycetes; Hypocreales; Bionectriaceae. The transcript has a single exon. The coding region runs from base 1 to 1011 and encodes 336 amino acids. The record is from RefSeq and is a predicted model, not a curated record.